AUGGCAAACGAUUCCCGCCGACGAGCCUCCAUCUUCCGCGAAGUAGGUCUGGAGAGCGACGAUAGCCUGCCUUCACCGCAACCCGGCUCGGUUAGAAAGGAGCGCCCGCAGAGCGUGCGGUUCAGGAGCAAGGACGAGAUACACGUGUUCGAGCAAUACCACGACGACGAUCAUGCGCCGGUAGCAGAGCGCGACCAUUUUCAAAGGGCAGAACACACGUCGACGGUUCCACCUGCAAGAGUCAGCCAGUCGCCUCUCCCCAGCUUCGCGAACACCACUAUGUAUCGCAUCGGGGUCUGCGUGCUGUUGAUAGCGGCGGCGGUACCCUUGCUGCCACGAGGAUUCAUAGAAGGGCACAGGUCGGCUCUGCCGAUUCAAGGUGUCAGUGGAGGGCCCAUACCAGAAAAGGCGGUGUCGCCAAAAGUGUUCGAUUUGGACAAAAGAGCAGACACGCCGACAGACUGGUGUUUCAAAUGGGCGCAACAAUCUGCGAUCGUGAACGGUACCCUCUAUCUGUACGGCGGUGAAGCUACCACCGAGGAUGGACAGACAUCAAAUACUUGGAACAACGACUUCCUUACCAUUGACCUUACGAAAGACUGGCAGAUCAGCACGCCCUCCUUGACAGGUCUACCCAGGCCGUCAGGUCCACCGGAUGUCGCGUUGGGAUACUUGUGGAACUCGUACGAUUCGCUGUACCUUUAUGGUGGCCAAUUCUCCUGGAAGCCACCAGUCGAACCUGAGCCGUUCUCACUCUGGGAAUACGACAUCGCAGACUCUUCGUGGACCGAACAUAGCAACCCAGAGACUUCUAGUGGCAAGAGUGCCACCGAUGAAGGCGAGCCUGUGCAGAGAUCGGCAGAAGGUGCUGGUGUCAGCGUACCGUCCCUUGGUAGAGGGUUCUACUUUGGCGGCCAUCUCGAUGCGUACACUACGCCUGGCUGGGACGUGAGUGUCUGGCGACUCUACCUGCAGUCAUUGUUGGAGUACACCUUCCCAGGGUACGCCAAUCCCCAGGUCAGUUCUCUGUCCGGCGAUGAUACCGCGGGCUCUGACGGCGUAUACCGCAACAUCACCAAUGCUGGUCUGCAAGACACUGCUGGCUUCACCCGGCGUGCCGAUGGACUACUCAUCUACGUGCCAGGAUUUGGCGACCAAGGGAUCUUGUUGGCUUUGGCUGGCGGGACUAAUACAACGUUUACACAAAUGAAUGUGCUGAACGUGUAUGAUAUCGCGAAGAGCUCGUGGUACCUGCAGUCCACUUCUGGACCAACGCCCAAGAUCCGCGUGAACCCUUGCGCAGUCGUCGCUGCGGCUGCAGAUGGUAGCAGCUACAAUAUCUACAUGUUUGGCGGCCAAAACCUCAUCCCGGCGGGCAACCAAACGCAAUUCAACGACAUGUGGAUCCUCAGUCUCCCCACCUUCACCUGGAUCCAGGUAGACCAAGGCGGACAGUCGCUACCUGACGGAAGAAGUGGGCACACUUGCAACGUCUGGGAUGCACAAAUGGUCAUGGUGGGCGGCUACACCGGCGGCCAGCUCUCUUGCGAAUACCCAGCGACUUACGUCUUCGACCUGAGCAACCUACAAUGGGUCCAGCAAUUCACCGCGCUCAGCGCAAAUGCCAAAGACGCAAGCGACAACCCGUUGAACCAACAAGGCAACCAGAAGGCCUCGGGCGGAGACCCUGGUGGACUGGAAGGGUCGUACGGCUACCAAGUCCCAGACGCAGUAAUUUCAGUCAUCGGCGGCGACAAAGACGGCCACGCGACCAUCACGACACCAAUCCAAACAGCUACCGCCGGACCUCUCAAGACCGGCUCACCAGUCACCUAUACCAUCACCGGUUCCAACGGAGCCACGAUCACAGAAACUGCCAUUGGCGGCAGCAAGGGCGGCUCCACCUCCAGCGAUGAUGACGGAAGCGGCGGCCCCAACAUCGCCGCCAUCGUCGUCGGCGUCAUCUGCGGCCUGCUCUUCCUCCUCAUCUGCUACCUCCUCUUCUGCCUCUUCCUCUACCGCAAGCAACUCGCCCUCUACAAACGGCACGUCGAAAUGACGCAACGCCAGGCCGCAGGGGAGAAACCACCUGCGAUACCCGGUCUCUGGACGAGCGAUAGCGCGAAGACUUCAUCAGAGCGCCCCAAGCCACCCGCAGGGCUGUUUGCGAGUUCGAAUGGGGAGGGCUCGAGUCACGUCGGCAGCCACGGCGCAUCACAGGCCGGCAGCGGUGGGCAGACGAGCUCGAAUACAGCAGCGGGCGGAUAUAGCUCGGUGAGGAGGAGUAGUGACGAGAGCAGUACUGAGAGUGAUUUGCUUGGUGGGAGAGAGCCGACGUUUGUCGGAGUGAUGUUGCACCCGCGAAGAAGUUUACGGGUGACGAACCGAGACUGA
Saxophila tyrrhenica is the source of this 2394-nucleotide messenger RNA. RefSeq lists its product as uncharacterized. NCBI's taxonomy places the organism in Eukaryota, Fungi, Ascomycota, Dothideomycetes, Mycosphaerellales, Extremaceae. The record is from RefSeq and is a predicted model, not a curated record. The transcript is spliced from 4 exons. Gene Ontology annotation, molecular function: protein binding. The coding region runs from base 1 to 2394 and encodes 797 amino acids.